CAUAACUAGUAAUUCAGACAAUAAAAUACAAGAAAGUUAAAUAAACACAAUUUACAUACCUCAUAGGAUAAACUGCCCUAGGAAAUAGAAGCCCACACACCGUCGCAAGGGGGAACGGAAGUAAACAACAGGUGAACCGGUGAACAGAAAUGGCCGCCCCACUGCCCAAGCCCCACUACUCGACCCCCUCCAACAACUACCUCUCCGGAGAUGGGAUGUCUCACGUGUUUGAGGGACCAGGGUACUACGUUCCCUCGGAGAGGGGGUGGACCAAGUACCAUGACUACAGAUCGUUGCCCAGGGAGACGAGGCGUGACGCAAUAGAUAUGCAGUCACAUGACCAAUGGGUGGCGUUUAUGCGGCAACGGGACACCCCCUCAGGCUAUUACCACAAGAACAUCGGUUUAAAGCAGUCUGGGAUUCCGGCUCUGAGGUUGGGGGGAUACACCAGAAACCUGCCCUCAAUGCCGCCCAAGGAUAUAUUCCAGGAUCCUUGGCCCAAGUGUGAUGCAUGGGUUCCGAUACAGCGAGAGGGGCGUGGUGAAUAUUAUGGCUAUUACCAUGAGGCAAUAGAGAGGGAACAAGAACGAAGGAAAAAGGAAUUUCCCACAAGCUGGAGGGUUGAACCCCGUGAUGUGCCUCAAAUCUAGUUAACUGAACAUUUUACAUUAAUGUAUAACAUUUCAAAAUAACUCCAUUGCUUGAAAAUUGGUAGCAUUUCAGAAACGAGGUUUCAUGACAACGAACUUUACAAUAAUUCAAAUUUUAAACAUUUACUUGGACAAUAAUACUAGCAUAUUGCUGUCAAAUAUUAGUAAAAGGUAUACACUACAGUGUAAAUUCUGGAAUGUGAACUGAAACUUCUUAUUUUGGGGUAAAAUUAAAUGUGCUAUUUAUUUUUUACAAUGUAUAUUUUUUCUUUCUUAUAAAUGUAUUUUGAUUCAUAAACAGUAUUAUUCUUUUAACAAAUUUCUUUUGGGAAUGUGUGACAUUCUGUUUUGUUUAUUUUCUGUCUCGUUAAAUACAUGUUGAACAUGGUAUAUAGCAUUCUUUACUGCCAAUUGGCUGAUGAUUUUAAUACAUUCUAGCUUUCUAUCCUAUAUCUUUAACACUUGUUUUUAUAUAGUUUUAUAUUUUACUGUUGCAGUAUUAUUUCACAAAUAAAGUUUUGAAUAAAGCACUCAAAUUCUA
Molecule: messenger RNA, 1191 nt
Organism: Mya arenaria
Lineage: Eukaryota; Metazoa; Mollusca; Bivalvia; Myida; Myidae
Exons: 5
Coding region: 150-650 (166 amino acids)
Source: RefSeq, a predicted model, not a curated record